Ciona intestinalis (vase tunicate) is the source of this 2350-nucleotide messenger RNA. RefSeq lists its product as uncharacterized. Lineage: Eukaryota; Metazoa; Chordata; Ascidiacea; Phlebobranchia; Cionidae. The record is from RefSeq and is a predicted model, not a curated record. Gene Ontology annotation, biological process: positive regulation of JNK cascade; positive regulation of canonical NF-kappaB signal transduction. Gene Ontology annotation, cellular component: plasma membrane. Gene Ontology annotation, molecular function: signaling receptor activity; protein binding.
AAAUUGGCAUUACAAUUAAACUGAAGGGCCGUGUUGAAAACAUUAGCUUGUUAAAACAAACAGUAACAUCAUCAGAAAACACUCUGUACACACCAAGCAAUAUAGAGGGACCACCCUGGAGACAUUCAACUCUUUUAAAAUGUUACUUAGUCAAUAAACGUUUGUGUUUUAUUGCAGUUGAAGGACACUGAGUGAAUAUUUAAAAAGAAAUAAUAAUGAACUUCUCAAUCUGUGUUUUAUUGAUUUCCAUCUUUCAUAUCGCUUAUGGAGAUGAAGAAUGUGUUGGUGAACACGAAUAUGUAGAUAAGAUGGGAAGUUGUCAACAAUGUGAGAUGUGCCCACCUGGAUAUCAACCAGGAAAGUACCACUGCGGGUAUGGUUCAAAGGACAUUGACUACAAAUGUGUUGCUUGUGACUCUGGAACCUUUUCAAUCGCUACUGAUUACAAACUGUGUGUAACAUGCCAUCCAUGCAGAAUAUGGAACAGAUCCACAGCACAAGUAUGCACCAGCACAAGCAAUGCAAGAUGUGGUUCAUGUUACACCCACUUCUUCCGACCAUUAAAAUCAGAUGGAGAUUUUGAUGAUGAAUGUCACACUUGCAAACCAAACUCGAAAAAACCAGAAUGUUUGAAUAAAGAAAAUGGUUGGAUGAGCACUGGUAUCAUUGUCAUUGGAGUGAUUGCUAUUCUGUUCUUCAUUCUGACUUUAAUUGUUUGUGUCUUGUACAUCAGAGGUCGUAAUAAUCGAGCUACAAAACCAAACGAAGAUGCCGAGAGCAACACAACUCGAAUCGGAUCCGGUCUCAUCCGGAUGUUGACCGGAAGAUGCAGUCACGAUACUAUCACAAGUUCCUCCCAAACUCCUCUCACGACGCCUGACUCGCAGGAUAUUUUUGCAGAGAAACCUCGUUCUCAAGUCAACAGCCCUCGAAUGAAUGAACCAUCCCCAAACACAGGAGUUCAUUCAACAGCAUAUAGCUGUCAAUCAACAGCUUUAUUUUGCGAACCCAAUGAUUAUUCCAAUAUGCCGACUCGGGAGUUUCAAGAAACUGCAAGAUGCUUAAGAACGGAAGUGUUGGUCCAUCAACCAGGAAGAGACUUCGAAGCAAACCUUGGACAUGAAUUCCACCAGAUUGAUGGAUUACAUUCAAACAGAGCAGAUGAUAUGUUUCUUGUGGAGUCUUUUGAAACCAACUCAAUAACCAAACCUUACUCCACAUACGAGUCUGAGAAUUUAUCCCAACCUUUAAAUGGAGAAGCAAAAGUUAACAUUUAAACCUCUCAUGACAUGAAGAUAAUUUGAGCGAGUGAAGUCCAAAUGUGCAAUGAGAUUAUAUGAACACUGCUGAAGCUGAAUCAUAAUAAGACACUGUCUUCUGGAUUGUUCCAAAACAAUCACACCAUUCCUACACUGCUGGUUUGUCAACCAGCGUGGAAAAUAUGACCAAAGCAAGAAAACUAUUUAAAACAUUGAUUGUCAAUCUCACUGACGGGGUUAGAACCUUUUAAAGUCAAACUAUUCAUCUUAAGGACAAACAAGUGGUAUUUGACCUGCUCUAAAGGCUAUUACCCUAAUUGACCAGUUAUGUGUUUUUAACAGUUUACCCAAAAAAGUUACUUUUUUCUACAUGAAAUGUCGGAAUAAGUUCUGCGUUUCCAUUGUACCAAAGCAUAUAAUAUGUUUUCCAGCAUGCCUUUUUAUUAAAGCUGUUUUAUAAAACUUUUAUUAGCUUAAGUUAAUUUUUAUAUCACAAAUUCACGAUUGUUACAAUUUCAACCUUUUACAUACAUUAUUAAUUACAUAUUUUUAUGUUCUGCUAUUUUAAAGUUGAGCAUUCUAGCCUGUUGACAAUACAUUUUGAGGGUAAUACACUUAAAAAAACACAAAAAUUAAAAAUAGGCCCAAUAGCAUAAAGUAUUCUUUUUUUAAAGAAAUUUUAACCAAGUCUUUCCUACUUUUGCACUAAAAUUUGUUUUUUUACCAACCAAACGGAUGUGCCCAAAUCCUUUUUUAUUGAAAGCAAAUUUUAUAAUGUUUUAUACGAUGCUAAUCCUGCAGUGUAAGUUUCAACAUGUUUAAAGUUCGGCUAUGUCGCUGUUUGUUUCUUUGUAACAUUUUAUUUUUUGUAACUAACUAAAGCGUUUCAUCUGCAAAGCUAGUGGUUAAUCUUAACUACCUAUUCACUUGUCUGAUGCCAUUGCAAAGUGGUUAUCGUGCCUGCCUAUAACUCUGGCUGAAGGAUGCUACCACUGUGGACGUAUACGUCUUUGAGCAAGACGCUCAACAGCAAUUGCCCCAACCCAGUGGUCACUAAUGGGUUGUCCAAAUAAUCAGCCAUACAUAAAAAU